AUGUUUUAAAUUAGUUUUUAUAAUUAAAAAUAUCGCUAUCCAAGACAAAUAAACAGUUUUUACUAAAGUUUAAGUAUCAAAUUUGAGAGAUUAAUGCAAUUUGCUAUAGAAGAACCUAAGCUUAAUGUACCUUCAUCACAAAUUUAAUUGUAUCUUUUUAAUAUUGAAGAAAAAUAUGAAAUUAAAAUUGUUAAUUAGUAGGAAAAAGUGAAGAAAAAAUGUGAAAUAAUAAGAUUAAUUAAUAAUAAAAGAAAAAUUAAAAAUAAAAUGAUGAGUUAAAUUUACAAAAAGAGCAAGCACAAUAAAAAGAAAAAGAAAAAAGAAUUUUAUUUUCUUUAAUUAAGAUUAAUCCAAUUUUCAAAUGCAGAACCUAAGCCUGAUGCACCAAGGGCAUUAAUUUAAUUGUACCUAUUUAAAUAUAGAAGAAAAAAUGAAUAAUUAAAUAGUUAAUUAGAAGGAAAAUGUGAAGAAAAAAUAGGAAAUAAUGAGAUUAAUUAAUUAAUAAUUAAAGAAAAAGUUAAAAAUAAAAUUAUGAGUUAAAUUAACAAAGGCAGACAAAAAAAGCAAGUACAAUAAAAAGAAAAAGAACUUUAUUAUUUUAAAUUAGUUUUUAUAAUUAAAUAUUUCACUCCAAAACAAAUAAAUUGUUUUUACUAAAGAUCAAGUGUCAAAUUUUAGAGAUUAACGCAAUUUGCUAAAGCAGAGCCUAAGCCUGAUGUACCUUGA
This is a messenger RNA of Tetrahymena thermophila SB210, 726 nucleotides long. RefSeq lists its product as hypothetical. The transcript is spliced from 2 exons. NCBI's taxonomy places the organism in Eukaryota, Ciliophora, Oligohymenophorea, Hymenostomatida, Tetrahymenidae. The record is from RefSeq and is a predicted model, not a curated record.